AUGGGCAACGCGCCUCCGAUCUCUGAGCAGAAGCUCAAAGAGCUUCUGAAGAAAUACGACAAGGACGGAGAGCUGGCACGAGGUUAUGCGUGGCACGAGGACAACAAUGGCCUCGAGUGGGAGGAGUUCAAAGCAUUGGCAGUGGAAGUUGGAGAGCUGCAAGGUCUCAAAAAGCCUGCGGAGUCCGAUGUUGAUGAUCGAUGCUUUGAUGCUUUGGAUGUGAAAACCAUUUUUCUUGGUUUGGAUGAGGACAAGACGCUGAGCUGCCAGCAGUGGAUGUGGAGUGGCGUGGUGAGUAUCCAAGAGUUUGAGGCCGCCUAUGCAAAGUUAGAGGAGCAACUGCAGGCAGCAGCCAAGGCCAAGGCCAAGAGCAAGGCGGCUGAGGUGACGCUGGCGGAGGGUCAGACGUCCAUCUUCGAUGCCAUGCCGGGCUUCAACUCCUUCGUCCGGGACCUGGGCGUCUCCAGCCUCUUCGAGGAGGAUUCACGGGUGCCCAAAGCCAAGGCCAUCCCGACGCCGAAGAAGGUGAAGCCGCCCCCACUGCCGGAACCACAGCCGCCACCCUUGUCCAGCCAGGUGCCUUGGUCCACACAGCUCAAAGCUGCAGACCCCGAUUGGUACGAUGAAGACGAUGCUGGCUACGACUCCUCCGACAGCUUCCCUGAAGCUGGAGAGCUCCCCGAGGAGGAAGUGUCAGCCACCGCUGCGGCACCGCCCACCAGCACAGCGCCCGCAGCGCUGGCCGCGCCCGGCACCGCGCCCGCUGCGAAGGUGGCGCCUGUGACACCGGCAGCGGCGCCGCCCAAGGCGACAGAGAAGCCCAAGGCGCCGGCGCCGAAGAAAGCCAAAGCGGUCAAACCCAAGUCGCCGAAGGCAGCUGCCCCAAAGCCCAAAGUGGUUCUGCGAGAGCCCAAGGGUCGAGUUCAAGGAGUCUCAGCUGUGGAUGGUGUGACGGACGAUGUCUUCUCGUCGCCCAUCCACCGGCGCGAGGCUGUGGCGCAUCCUCAGGAUGCGCCGGACCCGCAAGGCAUUCGCGUGCUUCAGACCGGUGGAGGCAUGGAGAUGAUUCAGCAAGACCCUGAAGUGCUCUCAGAGCCGGAGUCCCAGGAUUCAGUGGACUCGAUUAGUGGUGAGAUCGCCCGCUCUUGGGACCCGACGGCCACGGAUGUGCCUUGUGCCGCUGGGUACGCGGGCGGGGUACGUGGCUCAACGGAGUGGGAGUUCGGUACCAAGUGGUACCGAGUGCGCUACAGCUACGCCCGCGACCGGGCAGUGGGGUUUAGCGAAUCCUGGCGACCUUUGAAGUGGUCCACCGAGGAGUGGGAACGACGUUUGCUGGCUUCGGGAAACCUUCGCCACCGCGUGGGCAUCGCCAAGCAGAAGAGCGACCCUAGAUCGCAAGAGUAUGGAACGGGUCCUUAUCUUAUUUCCUCAUGGAAAACAUGUGUUUUUGAUUAUGUUUUGCACUUCAGGCAAAAUUUUCGGCACUAG
This is a messenger RNA of Durusdinium trenchii, 1491 nucleotides long. NCBI's taxonomy places the organism in Eukaryota, Dinophyceae, Suessiales, Symbiodiniaceae. The record is from the annotation of a GenBank genome assembly.